AUGGCUUUUAAUCUGGAAGUGUGCUAUGAAUACAGGAAUGGGAGGUCAUAUAGUAUGAGCCAUUGGACAACAGGUAUUCCUCAUGGACCUAGGAUGACCCAUGGACAGCAGAACUCACCUGUCGGAAUUCAUGUAGGAACACCCUGCUUGUCUUCAAAUAGCAGCACUGAAAGCCUAGCUGUUGGAAACUUGUCUGCCAGCCUGCACUUAAAGGUGCCCCUGGGAGGAGGGACCUCCAAGGUUGCUCCUGAGAGCAACAUCGACAAUACUGUUUACUUUCCUGCCCUAAGUCCCAAGAAACAAGUGGUUACAAAUGAGAAACCCUUAUUACAAGUCCCACAGCCCCCAGCUUCAGCCCCACUGUUUUUGAAGCCAAAACAGCAAGAAUUUGGAGAUACUUUUUCCCCAUGCAGAGGUGAAGGAGGUCUUGGUUACGGACAUGAGCACAAGUCCAUUGGAAAAGGCAGCUACAACAAUGCAGUAGUCACCAGCAUUCCCAUGACAGUUCAACAGUUGGGACCUCUUCCACCUUCUGCUCAUCAGGUUUCAACAGCAUGCAGCCAGAUCAGCCCUAGCUUACAGAGGUCUAUGGAUGCUUCCAGCCUGAGUGUUCCUCUGUCAGAUACAAGGUCUCACUUGUCACAUGAGUCUCUGACAUCUACAACAUUAAGCUUCUCAGAACGUCAGUCCACUUUGGGCGUUAAACAAGAGUGGUCACAUGGGUACAGGACACCUCCUUCUGUCCCUCUUGACCAUGGUUUACAAAAUGGCACUGAGCUGGGGGAUCUAGUAAAUUUUUCACCUGAAACAUAUAUGUCCAGUAACUGCAUCUCUAACUCAUUAUUGUCCUACUUAUAUGGCAUGGAAAAUAAGCAUUCCCUUUACUCUAGUCCUCAUCAUUCCUCAGCCCCAUCUCAGCCAGUCCGCUCCAAAAAGAGAGCACUGUCUGUGUCUCCUCUGUCUGACAGCAUUGGGGUCAAUUUCAAUACAAUCAUCCGUACAUCCCCAACCUCUCUGGUGGCCUACAUCAACAGCUCCAGAACGUCACCAGCAAACAUUUCCCCACAGCCUGAGGUCUAUGGACAUUUUUUGGGAGUGCGAGGAAGCUGCAUACCCCAAAAUUGCUCUAUUCCAACUGCACAGAAAGGCCUCCUCAUGGCGAAUGACAAUGUCACCUUCCCAGGGUAUGCUGAGAAUGGGGCCGGUGAGUACCAGCAGAUGCAGCAGCUGGAGCAAGCCAGCUUGCAGAUGACUGCCACAGGUAACAUGGUGAUCCAGCAGGGCAUGCUGCCCACAGACAGCCAGGCAGUGGGAAUCCUGAGAAACGAACAACUGGAUGACUUCUCAGGCCCUAUGGUGGACAUGUCUCCUCCACCCCUGCAGCCGCCGCCACCUCCUCCACAAGGGCCGCCCCCGCCAUACCACGCGCAUCAGCACCAGCAUUCACACAGCCUGCCCAGCCAUGCUCACCCACUGCAUGUGCCUCCUCCUGCCCCAGGCUCCCUGCUGGAUGAAGAGGGUGAGCUAGAUGAUCUCAGCAGCAAACAUGGCUGUCUCUGGGUUGACUGUGGUAAGCUGUAUGACCAGCAAGAGGAACUCGUGCGGCACAUAGAGAAGAUUCACAUAGACCAGAGGAAGGGAGAGGACUUCACUUGCUUCUGGGCAGGGUGCCCUCGAAGGUACAAGCCAUUUAAUGCCCGUUAUAAACUGCUGAUUCACAUGAGAGUCCAUUCAGGAGAGAAACCAAACAAAUGCACAUUUAAGGGUUGCAAGAAAGCCUUUUCCAGACUAGAAAAUCUCAAGAUUCACUUAAGGAGCCAUACAGGUGAAAAGCCGUACCUCUGCCAACACCCUGGCUGCCAGAAAGCAUUCAGCAACUCCAGUGACCGCGCCAAACACCAAAGGACACACUUGGAGACUAAACCUUAUGCGUGUCAGAUUCCAGGAUGUACUAAGCGAUACACCGAUCCAAGUUCCCUGAGAAAGCAUGUGAAAGCCCAUUCUUCUAAAGAUCAACAAGUCAGGAAAAAGUUACAAUCAAGCUCAGAGCUUGGCCAGGACAUCCUGAAUGACUGCCUUGCAAUCCAGACCCUCCAGCCAGCCCUAUCACCACAUGACACUGCAGAUAAUUCCAUGGGAUACUCCACAGGGCCUGUUCAUAAUAUUUACCCAGCAGCCCUGAUCUCCAGCACACAGACCAGUCAAAGUGCUACUGCAACUGGGGCAGUGUCCUUGUCCCACCCCAGCAGCCACCACUCCCCAGGACAUAAUGCACAGGGUAGUCCUCUCCAUCCUCCCCCCCAGAUACCUCUUCUCUCAGCUGCGGUCUCAGAGAGGUUUGUUGCUCCAGCUCCUUCUCCUCAUGACAUCAGCCACCAGAGAAUGUCUGCUCCACAUCCCAUGUCGCAGAGACAGACUCCACAACCUCCCCAGCUUCAACAGCCUGCAGGAUUGCCUCUAAAGACAUACCAGCCAGCAGAAAGCCCUUUUUUUCAACCAAAUACCGUCCACAUCCAGGGUUUAUAUGGGCAACUUCAGACUUUCUGCCCUCCACAUCAUGCUGAUGCUCAGAAGAAUGUACAACAUGGUGUUUCUUGCAAUAUGGUUCCUCCUUUUGAAGACUGCUUAGCUCCCACAUCAGCGGGCCAGGCAGGGCUUGGCCUUUUCCAUCGAACUUUUUCAGGUCAUUCUGGUAUCACAGUGUAUGACUUUCCAGCAGGGUCCAUAGGUAUCUUUGGUGAUUCAGCUUGCAGCACGCCAGAGGACAGCAGUUUUCUACAAGUAAAUGCAGUGGAUCGUCGUUCUAGCCAGCUUUCUUCCGUGUACACUGAAGGCUAAAGUAAUAUAAAUCUAGUUACAAGAACUUCAUUCCAUUUCAACUUGCCCUUCUUGUAUUUCUCCACAAAAUGUUUCUCUCCGUGAAACUGCCACGUAUGUAUGGGGAUAUGACUGGAUAUACAUACAUAAUGGAGAGGAAAAAAGCAAUCACUGAGAAUUCUUCAUUUAAUCAAGCUCCAACUGAGAAGGGGAAUGUUUGGAGAAAGCAAGCUUUGCCAAAACCUUAGCAAUUGUUUCUUUUCUUCUCAUCUGUGGCACAGCAACUCUAUUUUUUUAUUAUUUCUUCUUUGCAAUUUCUCAAAGGGAAUUCAGAGACCAAAUAAGAAAACUGCUUGUUAGCUGCAAUCCUUUCAAGCUGAAUGGGUGCACUUACUGAAGAACAAAGCUUUAGAAAAUACGUUUUUCAAAAGAGGAAAAGAAGUAAAACUAGAGCAUACUACAAACCAUUUCAAAGGCAUACAGCUUUUUGCACAACCUGUUUGCAUGUGAUGCUUCCGAAGGUAAACACACACCAGUAUCCAGAAGGGAGAGAAAUUAGACAUAUAAGUUUGCACUCCCCAUUGGACGUGGUGAUGUGGCUUCUUUUUGGAGUCAAAGAUCAUUGGUACUGGAUUUCUUACAGGCCUCGAGUUAUGUGUCUCUUCCUUCCCUCUGUAUUUUAAGCCAUACAAUAUGGCUGUUGCUGUUUUUCCAAUAUUCAUUCCAACCCAAUGCUUUAAGCAUGAAUAAGAAGGGUUCAACACACGAGAAUUUACAUAGACUUUGUCUCUAUUUAGCACAGAUGCCAGAUAAGAAUAAGUACAUUUUAACUUUCUGUUGCCUUUUAAUUAUAUUGUAGAGCUUUAUUGCUGUACAUGCUAUAGUAUUCUGUAGGGAGGUUUAAAACACUGCGUAGGAAAGAUUCUUCCUUAAAUUCUACAGAUUUUUUUAAAAAACAAUUUGUAUUGAUUCAAUUAAAUUUUUAUUGCCCUAAUAUUUUCUAUAACACAUUUUCAGAAAGAACUGCUCUUAGGUGUGCUGUGUUCCCUGUGCUUACUUAGAGGUAAAGCUGAACUGGUUUGGUGGUUUUGAUUUUCCUACUCAGUGUCAGGCUCUAGUCCUUGAAUUUAGUCCAGGAUGAAAGCAAAUGUGUUGCCCUUCAUGAAAGGUACCAAGAUUAUGAGUUAAAUCCAGUAUUUUGCAGUGAAGACAUGCCAUCACUGUGAUCCUGUGUACCUUGGAAACAACUCUUACAUUAUGCAGAACUGAGUAUUUACGUGAUUAAUUCCUGUUCAUCUAUUUUGUAGACUUCUUAACUGUGUAGUGUGCAUCUUAACAUUCUCAUGACCUGAUACAGUAAGGACAGAAAUUCAGUUUGUUCUUACAGGCUAGUCCGCAACUAUGCUUCUGAAAUCACUCUUCUGGAAAGAUGAACAUUAAAAAAAUGUUUAUACAAACUCUUUUUUUUAUGCAAAAAUUUUUUGAGUUUUUCAGUGCAUUUGGCUCAGAUUCAUAAUUUGCUAUUAUGUUGAAUAGGUGA
Molecule: messenger RNA, 4357 nt
Organism: Manacus vitellinus (golden-collared manakin)
Lineage: Eukaryota; Metazoa; Chordata; Aves; Passeriformes; Pipridae
Gene: GLIS3
Product: GLIS family zinc finger 3
Biological process (GO): regulation of transcription by RNA polymerase II
Cellular component (GO): nucleus
Molecular function (GO): RNA polymerase II cis-regulatory region sequence-specific DNA binding; DNA-binding transcription factor activity, RNA polymerase II-specific
Source: RefSeq, a predicted model, not a curated record